This is a messenger RNA of Rhinolophus ferrumequinum (greater horseshoe bat), 1130 nucleotides long. It is a transcript of the gene TAAR5, whose product is annotated as trace amine associated receptor 5. Gene Ontology annotation, molecular function: trace-amine receptor activity. The coding region runs from base 38 to 1051 and encodes 337 amino acids. The transcript has a single exon. The record is from RefSeq and is a predicted model, not a curated record. Lineage: Eukaryota; Metazoa; Chordata; Mammalia; Chiroptera; Rhinolophidae. Gene Ontology annotation, biological process: G protein-coupled receptor signaling pathway; cell surface receptor signaling pathway. Gene Ontology annotation, cellular component: membrane.
AGUUCCCAGAGAGCGAGAGGGAGAGUAGAAACCAUAAAUGAGCACUGUCCUCAAUGAAGGUGCUGAAGAACACCCCCUGGCGUUUUGCUACCAGGUGAAUGGGUCUUGCCCCAGGACAGUCCGUCCUCUGGGCGUCCAGGUGACCAUCUACCUCAUCUGUGCAGCAGGCACAAUUAUUACAGUCCUGGGAAAUUUGUUUGUGGUGUUCACUGUGUCCUACUUCAAAGCUCUUCACACUCCCACCAACUUCUUGCUGCUUUCUCUGGCGCUGGCUGACAUGCUUCUGGGUCUGCUGGUGUUGCCACUCAGCACGGUUCGCUCAGUGGAAAGCUGCUGGUUCUUUGGAGACUCCCUCUGCCGUCUGCAUACCUACUUGGACACCCUCUUCUGCCUCACCUCCAUCUUCCAUCUCUGUUUCAUUUCCAUUGACCGCCACUGUGCCAUCUGUGAGCCUCUGCUCUAUCCCUCCAAGUUCACAGGUAGGGUGGCUCUUAGGUACAUCCUGGCAGGGUGGGGGAUGCCAGCAGCUUACACUGCCUUCUUUGUCUACACAGAUGUAGUAGAGAGAGGGCUCAGCCAGUGGCUGGAAGAGAUGCCUUGUGUGGGCAGUUGCCAGCUGCUGUUCAAUAAGUUUUGGGGCUGGUUAAACUUCCCCAUGUUCUUUUUCCCCUGCUUGAUCAUGAUCAGUUUGUACGUAAAGAUCUUCGUGGUUGCUUCCAGGCAGGUCCAGCAGAUCAGUACCUUCAGCAAAAGCCUGGCUAAGGCUGCCAAGCGUGAAAGAAAAGCCGCCAAGACCCUGGGCAUUGCUGUGGGCAUUUAUCUCUUGUGCUGGCUUCCCUUUACCAUAGACACACUGGUGGACAGCCUCCUUAACUUCAUCACGCCACCCCUGGUCUUUGACAUCUUUAUCUGGUUUGCUUACUUCAACUCGGCCUGCAACCCAAUCAUCUAUGUCUUUUCCUACCGGUGGUUCAGGAAGGCACUGAAACUCAUCCUGAAUCAGGAGAUCUUCUCACCUCGGACAUCCACUAUUGAUUUGUACCAAGAAUGACUUUUUUCUUGUUUUAACCGAACUUAGGCAAGCAGGAGGGCCUCGUAGGAAGGAUGAGUGGUGUUGUGGCAAUGGGCGG